Molecule: messenger RNA, 1611 nt
Organism: Lontra canadensis (Northern American river otter)
Lineage: Eukaryota; Metazoa; Chordata; Mammalia; Carnivora; Mustelidae
Product: cytochrome P450 2B11-like
Biological process (GO): xenobiotic metabolic process
Cellular component (GO): intracellular membrane-bounded organelle; cytoplasm
Molecular function (GO): iron ion binding; heme binding; oxidoreductase activity, acting on paired donors, with incorporation or reduction of molecular oxygen, reduced flavin or flavoprotein as one donor, and incorporation of one atom of oxygen
Source: RefSeq, a predicted model, not a curated record
CAACAGAGCAGCCUCCCUUUAAAGAGGGGCAGCAGGAUGGAAGGCAGACACAGCCAGAACCAUGGUGCUGUCAACCCUCCUGCUUCUCAGUGUCCUCAUUGGCCCCUUGCUACUCUGGGGUCACCCAACCUCCCGGGGAUGCCUCCCUUCAGGACCUUGGCCUCUGCCCUUCCUGGGGAACAUUUUGCAAAGACACCAGGGCUUUCUCAAGACCUUCCAGUCGCUGCAGAAGAAAUACGGGGACGUCUUCACAGUCUACCUGGGACCCCAGCCUGUUGUCAUCCUGUAUGGGUACAAGGCAGUGAAGGAGGCUCUGGUGAAUCAAGCUGAAGCUUUCUCUGGCCAAGGACACAUCGCCAGCAUCGAUCCCUUCUUCAAGGGGAGAGAUUUGGUCUUUGUCAAUGGAAAGCCUUGGAAGGUCCUUCGGCAGUUCUCUGACCUCACCAUGAGAGAGUUCGGGAUGGGGAAGCAGAGCAUUGAGAAGCAAAUCCAGGAGGAGGCUCAGCAUCUGGUAGAGGAGCUCCAGAAAUCCCGGGGGGCCUAUCUGGAUCCCACCUUCUUUUUUCACUCCGCCAUGGCUAACAUCAUUUGUACUAUCAUCUUUGGCCAGCGCUUCAAUAACCAGGACCCUGGAUUCUUACGGUUGCUACAUUUAAUGAAUGAUAUCUCUGAUCUCUCCAGCUCUUUCUACGGCCAGAUGUUUGAAGUCUUCUCCGGCAUCCUGAAAUACUCUCCGGGCAUCCACAGGGACGUGUACAGCAAAGUCCGAGAAAUUGAAGAUUUUGUCAUUAAGAAUAUCCAGAGGCACCGGGAAAUGCUAGAUCCCAGCGCCCCAAAGGACUUCAUCGAUUCCUUCCUGGUCCGCAUGGACAAGGAGAGCUCUGAUCCUGAGAGCGAAUUUCACUUUAAGGACCUUGUCUACACGGUCGUCUCGCUGUUUCUCGCCGGCACAGAGAGCUCCAGCAACACUCUCUUGCAUGGAUUUGUACUCCUUCUUAAGAACCCUGAUGUUGUAGAGAAAGUCCAGGAAGAGAUUGACAGAGUGAUUGGCUCACAUCAUCUCCCAGCCCUUGAAGAUAGGGCAAAAAUGCCUUACACAGACGCCGUCAUCCAUGAAAUUCAGAGAUUCAGUGACGUCCUCCCCCUUGGUCUUCCGCGUUGUGUCAUCAAGGACACUCACUUCUGGGGAUAUCAUCUCCCUAAGGGCACCACUGUGUAUCCUGUCUUGAGCUCCGUCCUCCAUGAUCCAUGCCACUUUGAGAAGCCAGAAACGUUCCACCCUGGCCACUUCCUGGAUGCGGAGGGCAACUAGACGCAGGAAACCUUUAUCCCAUUCUCCCUAGGUAAGCUGAGAUCUUUCCCACAUUUUGAGAACUCCUGCUCACCACUUCCCCUUUGUGUGACUUUCUCCCUUUGUCCAACCCCAAACACACAAUGAAGAUUUUUGAAAAAGAUGAGGAUUCAGAAGAAAAGAAAAAGCAAGAAAUCUACAGAGACAUAGAAGGUGUGGGAGAAGGAAAAGAGGGGGUAUAAUAGGGAAGACAGAGACUAAGUCAAUGACGGAAAUGAAGUAAAAGACAAAGACACAUACAUGCUCGCACAUUCUCACAC